AUGCCAACCUGGAGAACCUUAAGUAUCAAAAMGAAGUUUGCUCUAAUCCAUUUUGAAAUAGACGRCACUUUUGCGGUUGUCGAAACGAAGAAGCUACGAUCCGAUGCUGAACUCAAAGUUGGGUCCGAAGCAGAAAUUAAGUGCGGUGCUGCCACCUAUAAGGCAAAGAUACUUGACUUAAAUGAUUUGAAAGACGUCCUUGAACAAACGCUUGCCACCAAUGCUGCAACAAUUGAAACAUCGCCACAGAUAUCCCCUCAGCCUACACCGCAACCAUCACCGCAACCUUCACCUGAUCAGCUAUCUACACAUUCGACACCACAGCCAUCUCCCCAGCCACGCCGAAAAAGAAAAAGGCAAUCAAAAUCUAAAAAAUCGCCAGCUAAAAGCAAAAAAAAAGCUACACUUCUUUGCUCUGGAGAUGGUCCCGACGAGCCUGCAGAAACUUCAACACCAUUACCAACAGCACCACCUGCACCACUACYAACAGCACCACCUGAACCAGUCUCGCCGCUUCCAGAACCCGCACCAGUACCAGCACCACCAGAACCACUCUCGCCGCUUCCAGAUGUACCGACAACGCCCUACCUUAACUUUCUAGCUGCUAAUUCUACACUGCCAUUACUGUCACCAUUUACUUCCCAACCAACGCCUCAUCGUCAUAGAAGUCCGAGUAUUGUACGCCGUGUCCAUCGCCAGCUAUUCGAAACAAYGACUACGACAACUGAUAACAACGAAACCACUGUACGUAUACUAACUGACAUACUAAAACGACUUGACAGAAUUGAGACUUUGCUUGCCACAGACAGAUGCACUGCCACACCUAUUCCAUCGACCGUACCACCACCAUCAUUGACAGCAACACAUUCACAGUUAUCAUUGACCGACACAACGACCACAGACAUGUUAGAACUGGACAAUCUUGAACUGUACGAACGACUGCGAUCAAAAUCAUCAUCAUCAGGACAUUUUGCGACACUUUUAGUUAAGGAAUUUUUUACUGAGGAAGAAAGGGUUAAUAGAAAUUGUUUGGGGAAAAGGGGAAAGGAGGGACUAGAUCCAGUAAGAUUAGAUAAGAUUAGGAAAAUUAUUUUUACUUUUUACGCUAAUGAAAGCAGGGGAAAUCGGGAGUUAUUUUGGAAAAACUGUGUAAUUAGGAUAGACGAAUUUCUUAGGAGAAAACGGUGUAAUAAGGAGUAAUUCAUUUUUGUUUAGUGAGGGCGGUUUUUCUAUUYGAUGAAUUGAAAGGAUUCUGGUGUA
Molecule: messenger RNA, 1260 nt
Organism: Exaiptasia diaphana
Lineage: Eukaryota; Metazoa; Cnidaria; Anthozoa; Actiniaria; Aiptasiidae
Product: proteoglycan 4
Exons: 3
Coding region: 1-1200 (399 amino acids)
Biological process (GO): rDNA heterochromatin formation
Cellular component (GO): heterochromatin
Molecular function (GO): DNA binding
Source: RefSeq, a predicted model, not a curated record